This is a messenger RNA of Ogataea philodendri, 468 nucleotides long. RefSeq lists its product as uncharacterized. The record is from RefSeq and is a predicted model, not a curated record. The coding region runs from base 1 to 468 and encodes 155 amino acids. The transcript has a single exon. Lineage: Eukaryota; Fungi; Ascomycota; Pichiomycetes; Pichiales; Pichiaceae.
AUGUUCACCAGGUUCUGUCGCGGACUCUGCUCCAGAUCGGCAGGGUUGUGGUACUUCUUUUCGAAAUUCUCCUGGAUCUUGACAAUCUCCAUCACGUCAUUGUCGUUGAGAUCUUUCAAAAGACCCAGAAACUGUUUCACUUCCAGCUCCUUGUCCAGGUCGAAACUCGUCGGCAGCUCGCCAGGCUUGCCCUGUAGGUCUAUCGUCGCGAGGCCCAAUCUUAGCGGCUCCAGAUUCAAAGCGGAAGUCUUUCUAACCAACGUUCCAGGUAAUAUGGAGACCGAUGGUUUUUUCGUCAGUUUGGCCUUCACGUCAGGCUCCGAGUAUCUUCUCACGGACCGCGUCACCAUUUCGGUCGAUCCCGACGUGUUUAGAUCCACGUUCUUCAGAGCGCUCGGUCUCUGGUUUAACCGCGGUCUUUCCAAAUGGAAGUACGGCUGUCUUCCGAAUUUGUCUAUGUAUGGCUGA